Molecule: messenger RNA, 1694 nt
Organism: Lolium rigidum
Lineage: Eukaryota; Viridiplantae; Streptophyta; Magnoliopsida; Poales; Poaceae
Exons: 5
Coding region: 84-1352 (422 amino acids)
Source: RefSeq, a predicted model, not a curated record
CGAACUGUACUCCCACGGCUCCUCUCCUCCUCCGCCCAGUCGUCAGUCCCCUUUCUAUCCGUCCUCGUCCUGCUGGUAACAAGAUGAAAAUGUCCGUGCCUGUUGUGCUGCUCAUUACGCUCCUAUUUGCUAUUGCCCCCCUACCUUCUGAAGCCCAUAAUGUAAAAGGUCAUCUAUUGAAAUCAAAGACGUUCCGUUCUCCGCCAAUCUUACUGGCCCCUGGAUCAGUCUCAGACAAGUACCACUAUGACAUGGACUUCCCUCAAGGUCACCUUGCCAUCAAGAGCUUUGAUGCAGAGGUUGUCGAUGAGAGCGGCGUCUCCGUCCCACUCCAUGAGACUUACCUGCAUCACUGGGUUGUGGAACCAUACUAUGCUUUGAAGAACAGUCAUAGUGCUGAUUCGGAAAAGCUUCCAAAGGCGGUACCUGGAGGGAAUGAUGGAGUGUGCUCCACACUAGGCCAGUUCUUCGGCCUUGGUUCCGAGACCCGCCGCACCGCCACAUGGGUUCCUGAUCCUUACGGGAUAGAAGUUGGCAAUCCGGAGAAGGCGCCUGAAGGUUAUGAGCAGAAAUGGUUGCUCAACAUUCAUGCCAUCGACACGAGGGGCGUAGUCGACAAACCUAGCUGCGCCGAGUGCAGGUGUGACUUCUACAACGUUACAGUUGAUGAGUUUGGGCGCACGAUCCCGAAGAACUACACAGGUGGGUUGUAUUGCUGCUAUGAUCAGACGCAGUGUGAGGUGAAACAAGGGUUCAAUGGCGAGGUGCGGAAGCUGUUCUUGCAGUACAAGGUGACGUGGCUCGACUGGACUGAUGCGGUGGUGCCUGUCAAGAUUUACAUAUUUGACGUUACCGACACCUCUCUGCUGGAUGGAACUACUGAUUCUUGCAAGAUCGAGUAUCAAGUCGAGGAAUGCACCGCGGUAAACCGAGCCAACGAUUGUUGCAUCCAUAUUAAGACUUCUAGAGCGCUCUUACCGCGUGGGGGAGAUAUCGUGUUCGGUGCUGCGCACCAGCACUCUGGUGGAAGCGGUUCUUCUUUGUAUGGCCAGGACGGACGCCUUCUAUGCGAAUCUCUUCCGACCUACGGUACAGGGCAGGAGGCAGGGAACGAGGCGAACUACAUCGUCGGCAUGUCGACAUGCUACCCUAAACCAGGCUCCAUCAAGGUCAGCGACGGCGAGGUGCUGACCGUCGUGUCCAACUACAGCAGCGACCGCCAGCACACCGGCGUUAUGGGCCUGUUCUACAUCCUCGUGGCCGAGCCGCAGCAGCCGGCUCCUGCGCCAUCCCUCUGCUUCAGUUUCCCAGCCAAAUGGUGCUUACCGGCAUGGAUCUCCAGAAACAUGUGAAUAGCAGAAUAGCAGAUGAGCAUCUAUCUAUUAAUGAGGUGCAAUACAAUUAUGCAAGUGGUGAUGCCUGAAGAAGAUGAAACAAUAUUAUAGUUAGCUUACACGGUAAGUGAUCGUGUGCAGUGCUGCAGGUUGUGUCAUUUCGAUGAGCCGUCAGUUCCUGCUGAUCUGUAAUUGAUUAUAAGUAGUAGUGUAUGAAGCUGAGUUGUAUAAAUUUCGUCAUAGCAGAAGGAGAACCUGUGACUAUGUAAUAGUACGCAAAACCUGUACAAUCUCUUGUACAAAUACUUUGUUGCGAGUUAUUAACUUAUUAUAUACGAAUACGUAUUGGUGGUGUACAUA